This is a messenger RNA of Lipotes vexillifer (Yangtze River dolphin), 573 nucleotides long. RefSeq names its product PABIR family member 3 (gene PABIR3). The record is from RefSeq and is a predicted model, not a curated record. Gene Ontology annotation, biological process: mitotic G2/M transition checkpoint. Lineage: Eukaryota; Metazoa; Chordata; Mammalia; Artiodactyla; Lipotidae. The transcript is spliced from 7 exons. Gene Ontology annotation, molecular function: protein serine/threonine phosphatase inhibitor activity. Gene Ontology annotation, cellular component: cytoplasm; nucleus.
AUGGCACAGGAGAAAAUGGAACUAGGCUUGGAGGUGCUGCCGAGUUCAACCACCACAGAAGACAACACUCUGAGAAGAUCCAACAGCAUCCCUUUGAUCAGUGGGCUUGGUGGUAAUACACAGGUGUUCCAAUCUGACACAUUAAGAACUCGAAGAAACAGUACAUCGUGUAUGGCACAGCACUGUCUGAUUGUGCCACCUUCUCCCAUUCAGGCUUCCACCAGUCACCUUUAUCAAAUCAAACAGGAAGAAGCCAUGGAUUUAAUGAAUAGGGAAACAAUGCAUGAGCAAAAGGUGCCUUUGCUUAUUGAAGUGAAUCUUGGGUUCCCUGCUUGCUUUAGGAUGGUGAAAUGACAUUUGAACAUCAGCCAAAGAGAUUUUUCCAAGACACAACCAACGUGCUUUCUUCUGAUACUACCCAGCUGUCUGAUAGGAAUGUAUUUCUAUCUUCAGAUGCUCUUGAUAGAAACAGCAGGAGUGCAGGGUCUUCUCAUAAUUCACCAGCUAAAAUCAGCACUGUCACAAACUCUCCUGUGUUGCCUUCUGAUUUUAGUUCUCUAUUCUAGCAGAUGA